Molecule: messenger RNA, 4602 nt
Organism: Notolabrus celidotus (New Zealand spotty)
Lineage: Eukaryota; Metazoa; Chordata; Actinopteri; Labriformes; Labridae
Gene: irf9
Product: interferon regulatory factor 9
Exons: 10
Coding region: 186-1505 (439 amino acids)
Biological process (GO): regulation of transcription by RNA polymerase II; immune system process
Cellular component (GO): nucleus
Molecular function (GO): protein binding; RNA polymerase II cis-regulatory region sequence-specific DNA binding; DNA-binding transcription factor activity, RNA polymerase II-specific
Source: RefSeq, a predicted model, not a curated record
AAAGUCACGUGAUUUCUGGGAAGAGGAGCGUCUGCAGGUCUGCAGGACUCAGGGAGGCUUCUACAGUCCUCCAGUCCUCCAGUACGCACCGCAGAGCCACACACACACACUGACGGAGAGAGACGCAGGAAACGCAACUGAGUCCGUGUCUCUGUGUGUGUUUUCAGUGUUUUUAUUAAAGGAUCAUGGCAGGAGGGAGAAUGCGCUCCACUCGCAGACUGCGCUCCUGGAUGGUCGAGCAGGUCAACAGCCAGAAAUACGUGGGGCUGAUGUGGGACGACGAUUCCAAAACCAUGUUCCGCAUCCCGUGGAAACACGCGGGGAAGCAGGACUUCCGUAAAGACGAGGACGCCGCCAUCUUCAGGGCGUGGGCGGAGUAUAAAGGCAAGAUGACGGACGACAACCCGGCGGCCUGGAAGACCCGCCUCCGCUGCGCCCUCAACAAGAGCCCAGAGUUCGAGGAGGUGAUGGAGCGAGCACAGCUGGACAUAUCAGAGCCGUACAAGGUGUACCGCCUGGUCCCCUUCAGCGAGCAAGGUGUUGUGGUUCCUGAAAAGAAGUACAAAGUAAAAGCCAACAAGAGGCCGAAGAGGAGGAGGAGGAGGAGCAGCAGUGAGUCAGAGAGCGAGGAUGAAUGUCAGGUCAAGAAGAUCAAGACGGAGGAGGUCAGCUCGCAGGUGUGUGUGGUCGAGCCUCUGCCACGGAGCGACGUCCACAUCCUGACAGACGAACCCGCUCAGCACACGACGACCACCCUGCUCAGCGAAGAGGUCGAUGAGAUCCGGUUUGACGUGCGGAUCGAGGAGAGCGUCUCUGAUCCAGCAGAAGUCCAGGACUCCUUCAACGUGGUGGUUCACUAUUUAGGACAGGAGGUCAUGAAACGUCAGAUCAAGGGCUCCGACGUCAGGAUCCUGUACCUUUCUCCCUCUCCCGCCCCUCCGACGCCGGCGGUCAUGAAAAGCAGGUUCCCGCGCAUCCCGCUGCCGGAGCCGCCGUCCUCGCUGCAGACCGGCCAGGAGCUGCAGGCCCUGUUCACCCUGCUGCCCUUCAUGGAGAAAGGAGUGGUGCUGACGUCCACGCCGCAGGGGGUUUACGGCAAACGCUUCUGCCAGGGGCGGGUCUUCUGGACGGGGCCGCACACGACCACGCCGGAGCUGCACAAGAUGGAGAGAAACACGGACCCGGUGCUGCUCUUCAGUAAAGAGAAGUUCAGGCAGCAUCUCGACUACUUCCGUUUAAACGGCGGCGAGCCUCCUCAGUGCGGCGUCACUCUGUGUUUUGGAGAGGAGCUGAGUGACUCUGAAGACCCGUCCAGAAAACUCAUCAUUGUUCACAUCACUUUGCCCUGGGCGGAGCAGCAGGUGCGAGACGCUCCAUACAUCUUCGACUCUUCCUUCAGCAUCUUACAGACUCUGGCCAGUCAGUCUCCGCUUGGAGAGAUAACUCUAAACCUGGUCCCCCUGCAAUCACCUACAGCUGAGACCAUCAUCUGCGGGUCUGUCUGAGCACUUUGUCCACCAGGGGGGGAAUUAUGGAUUUCAAAAUAAGGGACUUCAAAAACCAAAUCAUCCAAAAGAAGAAAAAUCUGAUUCAUUAGAUAAUCUGGAUUCACUCAGCUCCAACAGUUCACAACAAAUCAAACUAAUCAGACUUUUCUUACUUUGACCUCAUUCUGUUUUUGAGAUGAUCAAUGUGUCCUUAAAAAAAAAAAAACACUAAACACUAAGCGCCGGCUUUAGAGCUGCAACUUUCUGUCAAUCAACUGAAGCUGCAGACAUUUUGAUACUUGUUUCUGUACGUUUUACAGAAAAUGCACAAAAAACGCAAACAGCUGAUUCAAGCUUUUCAAACAGGAUUAUCUGUGUCAACAACUUCAUCCAUUUUUUGUAACGUUUUAGAGAUGGUUCGAUUUUAAAAAUGAGCUCGAGCCUUCGUCUUUCUUCGUCAGAUCCUGAUCGCAUGUUCUUCCAGUAGGUUUGUUUCCCAACCUGAGGGUGGAGACCCCUUAAAAAGUCCCAAAUUAGCUUUUACGGUGGACGGAAACCUUUUAUACAAUAGGAACGUCAUCCGCUCACUUCCUGUGAAUAACUGGAAACAUUUAGAGGAUUCAUAUAAUCUGUAAUGAACACGACAGAUUCAAAGCGUUUGGUUGAACUGGUUUCAAUCUGAAUUUAAAUAUGCAUAAAAGGAAACAACAUAAAAAAGUUAAAGCUGCAAAAUAUCUCAGAGUAACCCUGGAGUCGUAGAUGUAGUGAGCACUGAUGUAUCACGCCGCCGUUGUUUCUCUGUAUGCACGCCUCUUCGUCCAGCUCUGAUUUUAGUUCUGCUCAUGUAUCAUGUUCUAGUUGAGAGGAGUUGACCUAGUUUUAAUAACCGUACUACAUCUUAGGAUUAGCUUGUUCACCUUAAACCAACCUCUGACUUCCUUUGAGAUGUGUAAAUGUUCUGCUGUUCGUCAAACGAAAGUCUGAACACGUUUUGAUGUAAAAGUCCUGCAGUGAAAACGAUCUGCUGAAGUUUGAAAUGUUCCGUUUGAGUGGAGGUGGUCAGAGAUGGUUUGUGGGGCGUUAACUUUUUGUCACUGAUGCUCCGAUGAUUCGGGCGGGGAGUAAAGAAAGGCAGCUACACAGUGAUUUAAAGGCAGUGUGACAGAGGCAUGCAGAGAGGUACAGAGUCAGAGUCACUGCCUGAGUUUUCGGUGCAUCAGUCACAAACAAACCCGACAGAGUUAAAGUGACUUUAAAUUUCCUCCCUGUUUAACGUUUGGAAACUAGACACAAACAUGAUGAUGUCACUGUUUUCAGUCAUCCCUAACUAUUCCUCUGAUAACAUCUCCGUUAGAGAAUGAUGUAAUGUUCAUGUUGUUUUGUUUCACUGUAAUUAACUCUCUAAGAGGACGCUUGCACUUUCGGACGCUCGCUUGAGGAGUAAAUGUUGUUCGUAAUAAAAUGAUAAACACUUCUAACGGCAUGACACGGAAAAAAGAAAGAGACACAAAGAAAUCCUUUGAGGUCAAAUUCUGUUUCCUCCGAAUUCUGACUUAAAUCUGAGAAAAUUGAAGAGAAAAAAAACUGCAAGUAUUCUGAUUUUAAAAUUAGGAGUGUGACUCGUCACUUUCGGGGGGAAAAAGUAAAUAUUAUGACUUUUUUUCUUUUUAAGAAAUCUGAAUUUUAAGUCAGAUUUCCAUUUUUAAUAUCUGAAUUUGGAGGGAAAAAAAAUUGAAUUCGGAGAUGAAUGUCAGAACAUCAAAUUCAAUCUGAGUGAUCUGACUUCAAUCUCAGAAUUUCAUCUCAGAAGUUUGAAGACAAAAUAUUUUUUUUUUGAGUUUAAAGUCAAAAUUUGGAUCAAAAUCUUGGGAAUCUGAUUUUGUGUUUCAGAAUUCUUGACUUUAUCUCAGAAUUCAAGAAUUUUGAAUUUUUGGAUUUCUGUCAGAAUUCUGGAAUUUUUGGAUUUAUCAGUUUAUGUCAGAAUUCUGGAAUUUGGAAUUCUUGAAUUUAUGUCAGAAUUCUGGAAUUUAAAAUUCUUGAAUUUAGGUCAGAAUUCUGGAAUUCAAAAUUAUUGACUUUGUCAGAUUUCCGGAAUUUGGAAUUCUUGAAUUUCUGUCAGAAUUCUGGAAUUUAAAAUUAUUGACUUUAUGUCAGAUUUCCAAAAUUUAGAAUUCUUGAAUUUAUGUCAGAAUCCUGGAAUUUAAAAUUCUUGAAUUUAGGUCAGAAUUCUGGAAUUUAAAAUUAUUGACUUUAUGUCACAUUUCCAGAAUUUAGAAUUCUUGAAUUUAUGUCAGAAUCCUGGAAUUUAAAAUUCUUGAAUUUAGGUCAGAAUUCUGGAAUUUAAAAUUAUUGACUUUAUGUCAGAUUUCCAGAAUUUGGAAUUCUUCAAUUUAUGUCAGAAUUCUGGAAUUUAAAAUUCUUGAAUUUAGGUCAGAAUUCUGCAAUUUAGGAUUCUGCAAUUUUUGUCAGAAUUUUGAGAGGAGAAAAAAAUGUUCGCCCCACAAAUGUGUUGUUUUUUUGUGGCUCUCUUCCUGUGCCGUAGAAACUCCAUUUAAUGGAAACAUUCCUUUAACAUUAAUUCACUGUAUAGAAAUGCGAAAUAGAGAAGGGGAAAUGUUAAGUGUUUCAGGUUCUAUUAUGUUUAAUCUUUUUUUUUUGUUUAUUAGUAAAACACUGAAAAUUAAAAAGAGAUUAUGUUUGAUCUUCUGCCACCAAACUAUCAUGUAAUCACAUGAGACCUGCCAAACACAAAGCAGGGUUAGCUUUUUAACGAACCCGUCUUCACUGCAGGACUUUGUAUUAUCAGGUGUUUGUCUGUCCGUCUCUGGAGAGUGUACAUAUUGAAAACAAUAACACAACAACAAAAGAAACACAGAACCAGAAGUACCACAGGUGUGCUGUUAUAGUGUUGAAGGUGUUUUAGUUGAAUGUAAAUGAACAGGGUGUUGGGCUGAGCCACAAGGCACACUCAGGGGGGGAGGAGGGGGAGGGAGAGGGGGGAGGAGGAAGACUGCAUUAUUUUACAAGACUGUAAAUAUUUGUUAUUUAUGCAUGUCCUAUGUUAUGUCCAUGUUCAGUUGACCAAUGCAUUAAAGUGAAUAUAUUCCUAACUCUA